Molecule: messenger RNA, 1689 nt
Organism: Penicillium verhagenii
Lineage: Eukaryota; Fungi; Ascomycota; Eurotiomycetes; Eurotiales; Aspergillaceae
Exons: 3
Coding region: 1-1689 (562 amino acids)
Biological process (GO): N-glycan processing
Cellular component (GO): glucosidase II complex
Source: RefSeq, a predicted model, not a curated record
AUGAGACUCCCUCAGUCGCUAUUCUUGCUGGCGGUGGCCGGGUCCUCUGCCCGAGCUAGCAGUGACAAGACUGCCCGCCCCCGUGGUGUGGCACCUGAAUUUGCGAAAUUCUACCAGGAUGCCAAAACAUUCACCUGUAUCUCCAAUCCCGCAGUCCAGAUCCCCUUCUCGGCCGUCAAUGAUGACUUCUGUGAUUGCCCCGACGGCAGCGACGAGCCCGGCACUGCUGCCUGUUCCCACCUCUCGCGCAAUUCCCCACUGAUGGUGGCCGAUCGUCCCGGGCAUAGUGAUUUGGAGUUGGAGCUCGCAUUGCCUGGGUUCUACUGUAAGAACAAGGGUCACCGGCCAUCAUACGUGCCAUUCCAGCGCGUCAACGACGGAAUCUGUGACUACGAGCUAUGCUGUGAUGGUAGCGAUGAAUGGGCUCGUCCCGGAGGCACCAAGUGCGAGGACCGAUGCAAGGAAAUCGGCAAGAAGUGGCGCAAGGAGGAAGAAGCAAACCAAAAGUCUAUGACUGCGGCCUUGAAAAAGAAGAAGCAACUUCUCGUGGAAGCCCGUCGACAGGAGCAGGACAUCCAGGAUAACGUUUCCCGACUGGAGGCUGAAAUCAACGUCGCAGAGGCCAAGGUCCAGAGCCUUGAGGCUGAGUUGAAGGUCGUCGAGGAGCAGGACCGGAAGGUUGUUCGGACCAAGGGCAAGGGCAAGGUUAAUGCGCUUGCCGGUGUCGCAAAGGCUCGUGUGGACGAGCUGCGGGAGAGCAUUGUGGAGCUUCGCCAACAGAGAGAUGAGACCCGCGAGCGAAUGAAGGAGCUUGAGGAGAUCUUGUCCAAGUUCAAGAUUGAAUACAAUCCCAACUUCAACGAUGAGGGCGUAAAGCGCGCUGUGCGUAGCUGGGAGGACUAUGCUGCUCGUGAUCUUGGUGAUGUUAUCAACGAUGCCAAGGAACGUGACUUGGACGAGAUUGUCAAGGCCGACGACAAGGACUCCGGUGUCGACUGGGAGCACUGGGAGAACGAAGAAGACGGCUGUGCCGAUUCUGACCUAGUUUACAAGCUCGCGGCUUAUCUUCCGCCGUCCGUAGUCGAGUUCAUUGAGGAUCAGGUUAUCUCUGUGAGGGCUUUCCUUGAAGAGAAUGGAGUGUUGGCCAAGCCCAACACUGAUUCCUCUACCGAAUCCAAGGCUGUGACUGAGGCGCGUGAUGCACUCAAGUCCGCCCAAGGCUCUCUUGAAAAGUUGAACAACAAAAUCGGUGACCAGCGAUCUGAUUUGGAAAAGGACUACGGUACUGCGGGUAUUUUCCGUGCUUUGAAGGGCCAAUGCAUUGAGAAAGAUGCUGGCGAGUACAAAUACGAGCACUGUUUCUUGGACUCAACGAAGCAGGUGGCAAAGAAGGGUGGGUCAGUCACAUCCAUGGGCAAGUUCACCCAGAUCGCAAUCACGACUGUUGAGGAGAUCAACGAAGCCGGAGAUGUCGUCACCGUUGAGAAGAUCGCUUUGGAAUACGAGCGUGGCCAGUCCUGCUGGAAUGGUCCCAACCGAUCUACCAGGGUUGUCUUGGAAUGUGGUGAGCAAAAUGCAAUCCUGAAGACUGCUGAGGACGAAAAGUGUGUUUACUCUAUGCUUGUGACUACUCCGGCUGUCUGCCGUGGAGGUGAAGAUGAUGUGCCUCGUUCAAAGGAUGAGCUGUAA